AUGGCGAGUACUAUCACGAAGAUCGAAAUUUUCCGCGUGCCUCCUCGCUGGCUCUUCGUGCGAGUUGAGACCCAGGAUGGUACGGUUGGUUGGGGAGAAGGCACUCUCGAGGGACAUACAGAAGCAAUCGAGGGAGCAUACCAAGACAUCAUCCGGAGGUUCAUCGGAUGGGAUGCAGACAGAAUUCAAGACAUAUGGCAACAUUGCUAUCGGGCCAGGUUCUACAGAGGUGGGCCGGUGCUCAUGUCUGCAACAUCCGGGCUCGAUAUAGCACUAUGGGAUAUCAAGGGCAAGCGACUCGGGGUGCCGGUUUGGCAGUUACUCGGGGGCAAAGUGCGGGAUCGCCUUAAGGUCUACGGGUGGAUCGGAGGCGACAAGCCAAGUGCGGUCGUCGAAGGUGCGAAAGGCCGCAAAGAGCAAGGGUUCACCGCUGUCAAGAUGAACGGAACGGAGGCGAUUGGCUGGAUCGACUCACCGGAACAGCUACAAGAGACAGUCUCGCGAGUCAGGGAUGUCAGAGCCCUAGGGUUGGACGUUGGUGUGGAUUUCCACGGCCGUGUCCACAAGGGCAUGGCGAAACAGCUCGCUAGGCUCCUGGAACCUCUGCAGCCGCUCUUCAUUGAAGAGCCUCUUCUCGCGACACAGCCGUUGGAGAUCGCGGACCUCUCCAAGCAGCGUCUGUACUCCCGUAGCGAUUUCCGACCGUACCUCGAAGCCCGUGCGAUCGAUAUCGCGCAGCCAGACGUUGCGCACUGUGGCGGUAUCAGCGAAUUGCACCGGAUAGCGUCUCUGACUGAGACGUACGAUGUCGCCCUCGCGCCGCAUUGUCCGCUUGGCCCAAUCGCCCUCGCUGCAUGCAUACAGGUCGAUAUCGCUGCGCCCAACUGUACGUUUCGUAUAUGCAUACUAAGAGCACCUUUCGCUGACAUGCACUAUAACGAAGGUGCAGAUCUCCUCACCUACCUCGUCGACCCAUCCGUGUUCGCCAUCAAAGGUGGAUAUGUCGAAGCCCUCCAAGGACCAGGCUUGGGCAUUGAGAUCAACGAGAGCCUCGUGCGCGAAUACGCGGAACGGUACAGCGGUGAGAAACCAUGGAUCAACGCGGUUUGGACGGGAGAGGACGGAUCGCUUCGGGAAUGGUAG
Molecule: messenger RNA, 1143 nt
Organism: Fomitopsis serialis
Lineage: Eukaryota; Fungi; Basidiomycota; Agaricomycetes; Polyporales; Fomitopsidaceae
Product: enolase C-terminal domain-like protein
Exons: 9
Coding region: 1-1143 (380 amino acids)
Biological process (GO): amino acid catabolic process
Source: RefSeq, a predicted model, not a curated record